Pleuronectes platessa (European plaice) is the source of this 3800-nucleotide messenger RNA. RefSeq names its product cyclin-dependent kinase-like 2. Bases 10 to 2865 code for a protein of 951 amino acids. NCBI's taxonomy places the organism in Eukaryota, Metazoa, Chordata, Actinopteri, Pleuronectiformes, Pleuronectidae. Gene Ontology annotation, molecular function: MAP kinase activity; ATP binding. Gene Ontology annotation, cellular component: cytoplasm; nucleus. The transcript has 8 exons. Gene Ontology annotation, biological process: intracellular signal transduction; protein phosphorylation. The record is from RefSeq and is a predicted model, not a curated record.
CAGUGACUCAUGGAGCGGUACCAGUCCCUGGGUCUGCUCGGCGAGGGGAGUUACGGCUCGGUGCUGAAGUGCCGGCACCGGGACUCCGGCCGCCUGGUGGCCAUCAAGAAGUUUGUGGACUCAGACGAUGACAAGACGGUGAAGAAGAUCGCUCUGAGGGAGAUCAAGCUGCUGCGGCAUCUUCGUCACGUGAACCUGGUGGACCUGCUGGAGGUGUGGAGGCGGCGCCGGCGCUGGUACCUGGUGUUUGAGUUUGUGGAGCGGACUCUCCUGGAGGAUCUGGAGCUCCACCGUGGUGGACUGGACCUGGACACCAGCCGUCAGUACCUGUACCAGGUCCUGAGGGCCACAGCCUUCUGCCACCAGCAGAAUAUCAUCCACCGGGACAUUAAGCCAGAGAACGUCCUCAUCUCUCAGGGGGGCGUGGUCAAGCUGUGCGACUUCGGCUUCGCCCGCACGCUAGUGGGCGACGUCUUCACCGACUAUGUCUCCACUCGCUGGUACAGAGCUCCUGAGCUGCUGGUGGGAGACAUCAGAUAUGGAAAACCGGUAGACGUGUGGGCUGUGGGUUGUCUGUUAUUAGAGAUGUUCACAGGUCAGCCUCUGUUUCCCGGAGACUCAGACCUUGACCAGAUUCACCACAUCACCAGGUGCUUUGGUCACCUGACAGCUCGUCACCAGGAGCUGUUCUACAGGAAUCCUGUUUUCUCAGGAGUCAGAUUACCAGAAUGUUACGGUCAAGUCCUGCUGAGUCAGCGCUUCCCUUCAGUCCCCCCCGCCGCCGUGGACCUGGCACAGAGCUGUCUCCAGAUGGAUCCAGAAAGACGAGCUCAUUGUUCCGAGCUGUUAGAACAUCCUCUGUUCACUCAAGACUCUUUCCACCUCAGGUUCUUGAAUGAGCUAAAUGCUAAGAUCCAAAAGGACCACAGAGAAAACUCCAACCUUCCUAAAAUAACCAAAACCCCCAGACGCCAAAAGGAAGAAAGGAAUGAGCAAAACCAGAGAAGCAAGAAACAACUGGAAGAUGUGAGUGAGAAGGUUUACGAGGAAAUGGAAAAGAAAGACAAGAAGGAAGAAGAGAAGACGGAGAAAACUAAAAGAAGAGCAAAGUUUUGUAAAACCACUCGGAACACCUCCGAACCUUCAAUGAGCAACAAACAAUCCAGAACCUUCACAGGCAAAGUUUCCCAAAACGCAGCAAGAGCUUCAGUAGCCAUGAAAAGUAAAACAGGAAAGUCCACUGGUGCAGGGUCGAGGAAGGAAUUCACUAAAUCAGAGAAAAGUCUCACCACUGAUUCAUCUAAAGGCUCCAAGACGGCACCAGGUCUGAAGGACGAUAACUCAGAGACAGAAGAACCUCAACAUGAGACAGAUGCUCCUCCAGAACCAAGAGAAGAUCAUUUACAAAGCACAAAGAAUAAACAAGAUGGAGACUCCCCUGGCUUCUAUUCUAGUUGCACAGGCACAGCCGUGUCAAGUGAAAAAAAUGUGAUGGACAUCUGCAGAUCUUCUAAAUCAAAGUCAAGUCAAGAGAAUAUGAAGAAGAGCUGGAACAGCCCAAACCUGAGAGUUCCCAAAAUGUCUAAAAGCUCCACCAGAGACCAUGUGAGUUCAUCUUUGAAAAGCUUCCACCAAACAGCACCUGAAGCAGGUCAGCCGCCAGGCAGCGACCACACGGAGACCAGUACCCGAAACACACCUGCUGUCACCAGGCCAUGCCAGAGUCCUCCUUCUGCAGAACAUCAGAAGAACCAACUGACCUCAGAGCGAACAACAACUUCUGAAUGUUCAAAAGUCUCAAACUCAGGUCCAGAAAUGACCAGAACCAACACUUCUUUGUCCAUCAACCCGUCAGGACCUCCUACCUCAGAUCUUACAGAGGCUUCUCCUGCACACAGCUCUGUGACACCACCCACAGGAAUCUCAAAUCCCAGGUUACACAAAACUGACUCCACUUCAACUGCUAAACCCUCAGAGGACACCACAUGUGCACCCAACCAACCCUCAGAGGACCUUCCAGAAGACAAGGACCUUGUGGAAGUACUGAUUGAAACCAAAAACCAACUGGGGAGUUUUAAAACCGAGGGACACAAACACUUAAAAAUCUGCGAUAAAGAGAACAGAGAGGAUUCUGGGUCCGUCAGUGGAACCACCAGGUCUUCAGGAGAUGAAACCUCAGAACCUUCUGGAAUCUCAAGUCACACGGAGAAGAAAAGCAACGGAGUGGAAUCUGAUGUGAAGUCCUGCAGAGUCCCUCACUCCAAAUCUAUGAUUGGACAAUCUCAAGCAAAGCUUUGGUGUUUGGGCAACAACACGUCCACUGCAGCCGUGAGGACAAGAGAGACAAGGGACAACGAGAGGAAGGACUCUGUGUCCACGUCCGUCCCUUCUACAUCCACUCCAGACCACAAAGCUCCAAAGAGGAGUUUCGUCCUACAUAGCAUGGACCCUGCAGAUAAACUCCAUUCAUCUCCACCACCUCCUCCUCCGUCCUCCACUCCUCUGCUCCUCCCCCCGUCCUCCACUCCUCUGCUCCUCCCCCCGUCCUCCACUCCUCUGCUCCUCCCCCCGUCCUCCACUCCUCUGCUCCUCCCCCCGUCCUCCACUCCUCUGCUCCUCCCCCCGUCCUCCACUCCUCUGCUCCUCCCCCCGUCCUCCACUCCUCUUGUCCCCUCGGUCUCUUGGUUGGUCAGUGACCACCUCCGCCUGGGGACAGCUCUCCGUGGUGGAAACCAGGGUCUCAGGUCUGUGGACAACAUGAAGCCUCGUGGGCUCGUGUGCAGUCGACGGGUGGAACCGUCUCAGUGGAGACACGUUCCAGCGUCUCUCACCUCCAAGGUACCAGGUCCUUCAGGUUCUUCAUGAGUCUGAACAGAGAAUGUUUCCUGACUGAGUGACGGCUGCUUCCUGUCAGGUGACCGGUCACACCGGGAUCACGGAGCGCCUCCUGGUGGAUCGUUGGAACAGCAGCGGAGUCGUCCUGAACAGAAAGAAGUCAGACGUCCAUUUUCCAGAUUUGAGAAAAGGACGAGAUGGUUGGUACAAAAACUCCCUGUCAGGAAACAUCAGACUAAUGGAGACAGGUGGAGUCCCGGUGCUGGACCACAGGUCUCUCAUCCAACAUCCUGAGCUCCUGUGGCUUCACCACGUGGAGCUCCAUGACACCGAGUGGUGUUCACACACACCUCAGAUUUAUUCAUUGAGUGACAUUUGAAAUGUUAAGAUAUGUUAUGAUUAUUUAUAAUUAAUCAUUAUCAAUCUAUUAACUGUUCAAAAAUUACUCUGAUGAUUUUCCAGGCAAACACAACAACGGCUUCACCACGGAGACGAGGACGGACAUGGCGUCCCCGUCCGGUGGACAGCGGGACAGACAGGACAACCAGCGUCCAUCCUGACCACGUCCCUCCAGCUUAUUAAUGAAACACCACAACAAAAACAUUCUGUAGAUUUUUAAUGGCAGUUCAUUGAUUUUUUUGUUGAUUAAACAUUUUUAAAAACAGCUAAUAAAUGUGUAAAUAGUUUUGUUAAAUGAAGACUGGUUGAUUUUCCCAAUAAUUAAUAUCAGCUCAGAAAGAACUAAAACUAAACUGUAAAAACUUUUCCAUGAAUCUUAAUUUUAUUUAGAAACAAAAACAUUUCACGACUCGUCGCUGGAGUCUGAAGAAGAAGAGCUGUCGCUCCUUCGCUCCUCCACCCUCCUCUUCAUCGGCUGAGACACAGAACGCUGGAGCCCUGGGAGGGAAGCGUGUCCCCUGCUAUUGGUCAGGAGGUGGUACAGGAGGCGGGCUGCAGGGUUGGGG